This is a messenger RNA of Daldinia caldariorum, 957 nucleotides long. Its product is annotated as actin-related protein 2/3 complex subunit 5. Gene Ontology annotation, biological process: Arp2/3 complex-mediated actin nucleation; regulation of actin filament polymerization. NCBI's taxonomy places the organism in Eukaryota, Fungi, Ascomycota, Sordariomycetes, Xylariales, Hypoxylaceae. Gene Ontology annotation, cellular component: Arp2/3 protein complex; cytoplasm; actin cytoskeleton. The record is from RefSeq and is a predicted model, not a curated record. The transcript has 3 exons. Bases 213 to 824 code for a protein of 203 amino acids. Gene Ontology annotation, molecular function: actin filament binding.
CGGGGCCCCCACUAUUUGUCCUCCAUCUCUCUCCCCCCCUAACGUCCACCUACCCCGAAACAAAUUCAGAGCCUCAACCCACAAACGAUCUGGUCUUCUAUGUACACGUAGCAGUAGGCAGAUACGGGCAAGUCUUCCUGAAUUAGGCAUCAAGAGCUAUAGGAGUUUCUCUGCAUUAGUUGGGCAGCCUCGUCUGCUAGGGAGCAUUAGCAAUGUCCAUCAUCCAGCAGCACUCCUCGGCCUCGCUCGGCGAUGCCUGGCGAACCAUCAACAUCGAUGCCCUCGACCCCGACUCCUCCCAGAACUUCGACACUUCGACCCUACAUCCGCCACUCCCCGAGAUCAGCGAGGCUGAUGUUCGGCAGCUUAACGGCCAAAUACGCCAGCUCCUUCGCGGCGGUGACGCCGAAGGCGCCCUGAGAGGCAGCCUCGAGAACCCGGUGUACAAUGGCAGUGACUCAGCUAAGGAUGCACACCUACAGACUGUAGUAGAGGUCCUGCAAUCGAUCAAGGCGAGCGAGAUGACACCGAUGUUACAGCGGAUCUACGGAUCAGAGGGAGGGAGCGAACUAUUAGACGUAUUGAUGAAGUACCUAUACAAAGGCAUGUCGGGCGGUGCAUCGUCGAGCGGAGGACCACGAACGGCAGCGCGAAUCUUAACGCCGCAACCGACGGGAUUCAGCCAGAUCGGGUCCAGGCCCGGGGGUACGAACGAGUCUACGGGUACGGCUAUGAGCGUGCUGCUAAGCUGGCACGAGAAGGUGGUUGAUAUUGCGGGCUUGGGUAGCAUAGAGCGAUGUAUGACAGACUGGCGUAGAGUUUAAAAAGUCUUAAAACGGCUGGUUAGCAAUGGGAUCACGAUUUUGAUAUACAUACCUUCUCGCCUACCUCAUGUAGUUACCAAAUGCAUUUACCUCUUAUAUAAUAUGAUACGGGCAUUCCAAGUUCCAGCUGCAA